AUGGGCGCCAUGGACGAGCUCAUUUCGAGCGGCGCGCACAACGCCACCACGGCCCCGUUCCUCGACGCCGGCGGCCUCGCCAGCCUGCUCCCGCAGGUGCAGACGGUGGAGGUGCUCGUGGCAGUAUUCAUCUUCGUGGCCAUCCACUCGCUCCGGCAGCGGCGCUCGCUGGGCCUCCCGUCGUGGCCGGUGGUCGGCAUGCUCCCGUCCCUCCUCCUCGGCGUCCGGGGCGACAUGUACGAGUGGAUCACGGGCGUCCUCAAGGCGCGCGGCGGCACGUUCACGUUCCGCGGGCCGUGGUUCACCAACCUGCACUGCGUCGUCACCGCCGACCCGCGGAACCUGGAGCACCUGCUCAAGACCAAGUUCGGCAACUUCCCCAAGGGCCCCUACUUCCGCGACACCGUGCGCGACCUCCUCGGCGACGGCAUCUUCGGGGCCGACGACGAGGUGUGGCGGCAGCAGCGCAAGGCGGCCAGCCUCGAGUUCCACUCCGCCGAGUUCCGCGCGCUCACGGCCAGCUCGCUGGUGGAGCUCGUGCACCGGCGGCUGCUGCCCGUGCUGGCCGAGACCGAGGCGGCCGGCGCGGCCGUGGACCUGCAGGACGUGCUCCUCCGCCUCACCUUCGACAACGUGUGCAUGAUCGCCUUCGGCGCCGACCCCGGGUGCCUCCAGAAGGGCCUCCCGGAGAUCCCGUUCGCCCGCGCGUUCGAGGACGCCACCGAGGCCACCAUCGUGCGCUUCGUCACGCCCACCGCGGUGUGGCGCGGGAUGCGCGCCCUGGGCGUGGGCCACGAGCGGGUGCUCCGGCGCUCGCUGGCCGGCGUCGACGAGUUCGCGUACGACGUGAUCAGGAAGCGCAGGGAGGAGCUCGCCGCCGCCACCGCGGCCGGCCGCGAAGAGGACGCCGCCGGCGGGCUCCGUCGGGCCGACCUGCUGACCAUCUUCACCAAGAUGCGCGGCGCCGACGGCGCCCCGGCCUACUCGGACAAGUUCCUCCGCGACAUCUGCGUCAACUUCAUCCUGGCCGGGCGCGACACGUCGUCCGUGGCGCUGGCAUGGUUCUUCUGGCUGCUCAGCAAGAACCGCGGCGUGGAGGCCAAGAUCCUGGAGGAGGUCGAGGGCAUCGUGGCGGCGCGGGCCCGCAGCGGGGAGGUGGAGGAGGAGCUGGUGUUCCAGCCGGAGGAGGUGAAGCGGAUGGAGUACCUCCACGCCGCGCUCUCCGAGGCGCUCCGGCUCUACCCGUCCGUCCCCGUCGACCACAAGGAGGUUGUGGAGGACGAGGUGUUCCCCGACGGCACGGUGCUGAAGAAGGGCACCAAGGUGAUCUACGCCAUGUACUCCAUGGGGAGGAUGGAGAGCAUCUGGGGGGAGGACUGCAGGGAGUACAGGCCAGAGCGGUGGCUCAAGGACGGCCGCUUCAUGGGCGAGUCCGCCUACAAGUUCACCGCCUUCAACGGCGGCCCGCGCCUCUGCCUCGGCAAGGACUUCGCCUACUACCAGAUGAAGUUCGCCGCCGCCUCCAUCCUCCGCCGCUACCGCGUCGACGUCGUCCAGGGACACCCGGUGGCGCCCAAGCUGGCGCUCACGCUCUUCAUGAAGCAUGGCCUCAAGGUGACGCUGGCCAAGAGGGACGACAAGGCCAAGCUCUGA
Triticum turgidum subsp. durum (durum wheat) is the source of this 1653-nucleotide messenger RNA. NCBI's taxonomy places the organism in Eukaryota, Viridiplantae, Streptophyta, Magnoliopsida, Poales, Poaceae. The record is from the annotation of a GenBank genome assembly.